CGGGGUCCGGGGAUAUCAGAUAUAGUGAAUGCAGGGUCGGGGGAGACCAGAUAUAGUGAAUGCAGGGCCCGGGGAGACCAGAUAUAGUGAAUGCAGGGUCCGGGGAGACCAGAUAUAGUGAAUGCAGGGUCCGGGGAGACCAGAUAUAGUGAAUGCAGGGUCCGGGGAGACCAGAUAUAGUGAAUGCAGGGGUCCGGGGAGACCAGAUAUAGUGAAUGCAGGGUCCGGGGAGACCGGAUAUAGUGAAUGCAGGGUCCGGGGAGACCGGAUAUAGUGAAUGCAGGGGUCCGGGGAGACCGGAUAU
Molecule: messenger RNA, 304 nt
Organism: Staurois parvus
Lineage: Eukaryota; Metazoa; Chordata; Amphibia; Anura; Ranidae
Source: the annotation of a GenBank genome assembly